AUGAGUGUGCUUGGAACUCCGCCCAUGGUGGAGGCGCCGGAGGCUAUAGUGUACGACGACGAGCCUAGUUUUUCUUCUUUACAGGUGGCCUUUUUGGCCUUACAAGCUGUCACGCAGACAAUCAUUAUUUGUUUGAUCGGCUACUGGGCGGCCCGGAAGGGCAUUCUCACUAGAGCCGCCCAGAUCAACUUGUCCAGCCUCAAUGUAAUGGUGGCAACCCCAUGUCUGGUAUUCUCCAAAAUGGCUUCAAGCUUGAGUCUGUCUACCUUGGUAGAUGUAUCGGUAAUUCCGGUCCUUUUUGUCGUUAUGACGGGAGUGUCCUACUUGGCGGGCCGAGCAUGUUCGCGGUUCUUCAAAUUCACAGAGCGCGAGACGAAAUUCGUUAUUGCAAUGGCAGUGUUUGGCAACUCAAACUCUCUUCCUGUGUCUGUGACAAUCGCCCUGGCCAAUACUUUGCCCAUGCUGCGCUGGCCGGAUAUUCCCGGCGACAACUCUGAUAAGGUUGUUUCCAGGGGCAUUCUUUAUUUGUUGAUAUUCCAGCAGCUAGGCCAGAUGCUGCGAUGGUCGUGGGGCUACAAUAGUCUGCUUGCGGGGCAGGCAGACCCGAACGAGGAAUCACUCCCCACCGUGGUUGAUCCGUCCUCUGUACAGCCCAGUCAAAAAACACGAGUCUGGCGCACAUUUGUGAGUGAUUUGUAUCAGUUUAUGAAUCCUCCACUGUGGGCAAUGCUCGCAGCGGUUAUUGUUGCCAGUAUCCCGCCCGCAAAGUACGAAUUGUACGAAAAGGGCGGAUUUGUAGCCAACACCCUUGGCCUGGCCAUCACCCAGAUUGGCCGCACGGCUAUUCCCCUCAUUUUAUUGACAUUGGGUGCCAACUUGGCACCAACGAUAGACAAUGGACAUUUGCGCAAAGCACCCCGCCAUAACGAGAUGGUGUUUGCCUCGCUGUUCAGCCGCAUGGUUUUACCUGCCCUCGUCCUUCUACCCGGCAUAGCCCUGGCAGUCCGGUAUCUCGGCAUUUCGAUCAUGGACGAUCCCAUCUUCCUGGUCGCGAUGUUUUUACUCACUGUUUCUCCCCCUGCCAUUCAGCUCUCCCAGAUCUGCCAAUUGAACCAUGUCUACGAGCUGGAAAUGGCCAGCAUCUUGUUCUGGGGCUAUUCUAUUCUCACACUACCUUUCACUAUUUUCAUUGUUGUUGGCUCGCUACGUGUACUUGGUUGGGCCGGCGUGUUGGACUAA
This is a messenger RNA of Wickerhamiella sorbophila, 1239 nucleotides long. RefSeq lists its product as hypothetical. Gene Ontology annotation, cellular component: membrane; endoplasmic reticulum. Gene Ontology annotation, biological process: transmembrane transport. NCBI's taxonomy places the organism in Eukaryota, Fungi, Ascomycota, Dipodascomycetes, Dipodascales, Trichomonascaceae. The coding region runs from base 1 to 1239 and encodes 412 amino acids. The record is from RefSeq and is a predicted model, not a curated record. The transcript has a single exon.